Molecule: messenger RNA, 5297 nt
Organism: Pocillopora meandrina
Lineage: Eukaryota; Metazoa; Cnidaria; Anthozoa; Scleractinia; Pocilloporidae
Source: the annotation of a GenBank genome assembly
UAUUCAAACUUCAGAAAACAAUAAUAUCAGCUACUCACACAGAAUACAGUUGUUUGGGAUCUAAUUAUUUACGGUCCGUACUUCUUGAUCUUAAUUAUGGCGAGUGCGAUGCUUAUGAACUACUUGAAUGGCGCCAAAGUCCUCAUGAAACAAGUUUUUUCCAAACACAAUUCUCUUGAAGGUAAAUUGGUGUCCUUGAAACACUGUAAUUUUUUCCAGCCUUAACUGUAUGCAAAGAUAAACACAUUUUUAAAAAGAUUCAGGUUACUAAAAUAAAACAACAACAAAAAAAGCGGAGAAAAGGCUACGUGUAAAUAUCAUAUCAUUCGAGAUAUCAACCAUUAUACAUGCACAUGGUGUUCUUUAAAUUCAUUCACCAUCUGCUUUGAUAUUUACAUCGUUAUCAUCCUCAAUAUUAUCACCACCUUGUCUUCCCUUAUUUUUCUUCGGUAAAGUUAAAGCUCCAUACUAUUGUAAAACAAAUCUGUUUUCCCAAUGGAAAUGUACUGUUUUUGUCAUUGUUUUCUCUGUUCAAGAACUGAAUGCAUAAUGUAGGAUGGGGCUGUGCAGAAAUUUUACCUUUUAGUCUUUAUGUUUCAUUUGUAUUUCACACAGUAUUUACUAUUAUAAUAAUAACACUUCUUACAUAAUAUACAAUCACGUGACUUACUACAUAUUGCAUAGUUGGCUUAUCAUCGUCAUCAGGUGUGUGCACAUUCAUUGCAUGUGUUUCAGUGUAGUAUCUGAUCUGCUACCUGUCAAGAGGGCAAGGCCAGUUCUAACAAGAGGACAUAUCUAUGAACAUUCACAUCAAAUUUUAACCUUUUUUUAGUUAUACCACUGAAAUUACUUCUGCUUAUUUGUGAUUUUGCAAAAUUUUGUGCUAUGGAAAAUUUCUGACUAGCCCUCCUGAGAUUGUUUUGCCAGACAAUGAGUCUUAAGAUUUUUAAGCUAAGACAUUGAGGUUUUUUCAUUGCCAUUACAUCUAUAAACCUAGGCCCUCACCUACCCUUUCCCUUUUCCAAAGCUUGCAUGUUUCUUAAUUUAUGUUUCAUUUAAUAAGAUUUUCUUGUAAACAGUGAUUCCUAAUUUGGAUGGAAGGGUUGCUAUAGUAACUGGAGGGAACAAGGGCAUUGGUCUUGAAACAGUCAGAGGGCUUUGCAAGGCACAGAUGACAGUUAUAAUUGGUAAUGACCUUUUUGGCUUUAUCCAGUAGUUUUGAAGCAUUUAACGUAAUUGAAUGUGUUCAUGCUGUAAUUGUUUUGUAUUAUGAACUUAUAGUUUAUUACCCUUUCACUCCCAAGAUCUCAUUGGUAACACUCCUCACUGUCUGCCGUACAAUUCUUUUCAUGAUGUUUCAGAGAGUUUUGCAGUGGAUCAACUAACAAUCCCCUAAUUGAUACUUUCUUUAUUCACAUCACUUGUCUGAUUGAUUUUGUAUUGAAAAUAUGAGGAGAAAUUCUGUCGUGGUCACUCAUGGAAGUAAUAAAGAUUUUUAAAAAAAUGUCUAGAGGGUAUAAUGGUACUGUUUGUUGCAUGAAAACAAAUAAGCAUUAAUUUUCAAAUUAACUUUAAACAAGAGCUGUUUACUAGUUAGGAGGGUAAAGUUUAACUUUCCUUCAUUUCAAAGGGCUACUGAAAAUAUGCCGCCUGGUAAACUCAUGUAAAAAUGAAGUAUAAUCCUGUAUUUGUAUAAUUCUGUUUUGAACAUGUUAAUUUUUCUUAAGCUUGUAGAGAUACAGCAGAAGCAGAGAAAGCAAUCGAAAAACUAAGGGAGGAGUUGCCUCAAGCUGAAGGUAAACUCUGAGUGCAGAGCUCUGGUUGCAGCAUAAUUAACCCUAACUAUUGCAAGAAAUUAGAAGAUCCACUUUGUCUAACAGGCAUAUUUAUUUUGGAAGGCCUUGAUGUUACAAGUUGCAAUUUUGAGUGCAACAUAACUUGAGAAACAACAAUGUCAUGAAAAUCAAAGUACAUGAAGAUUGUAAAUUAUUUUAAUGGGGUGAAAAUUACACAUCCACCUCUUAAUCAGGAGAAACUUGAAAAUAAAAUAAAACAAUAGAUCGUAAGAGUUGUAAAAUGGCUGGAAAAAUGUGGAGCAAAAGUUAUUCUACAUCUCUCCCCCCGCACAUUCAUCUACUUAGCUAAUGUUAUUUUUUCUUAAUAAAUUAAGACUCAUUUUAGUUCAUGAUAGUUCACUAUCUCCUGAAUGGGAAAUCAUUCUGAUCAUUUGUUGAAAACUUGAAAUAUCGAAAUUAUAUUCUUAAAACCACAUAAAAUGUAAAAUUUGUAUUUCAAUCAGUUUCCAUAUUCCUCCUUCCCAAAUGCAUGGAUCUGAAUAUCUGUCACCCACUAGGGAUGAUUUGAAUCCUUAUUAAUAGACAUGUAUAUAAUGAUUACUUAGCAUUCUGAUGUUGAACUUCAUUGUGUAAAUAGCACCCAGUAUAGUAAAUUUGAUCAGCAUCUUUUUUUAUUAUUCAUCUCUUCAUGCAAAUCAGUGGAAUACAUGGAACUUGAUCUGGCAAGCCUUGCUUCAGUACAGAAGUUUGUAAUGAACUUCAAGAAAAAAGGCCUUCCUCUUCACAUCCUUGUGAACAAUGCAGGACUAAUGAUCCCACCUUACAGCACAACUGAAGAUGGAUUUGAGCUUCAAUUUGGGGUGAACCAUCUUGGACACUUUGCUCUGACCAAUCUGCUCUUAGAUGACUUGAUCAAGUGAGUGUCUAAGCAAAUGAUUGACCCAAAUGAGCCAUUUAACUGUCAGCUCUUCUCAAAUAUAUGAUGCACUGAAUACUACGCACAAUUUGAUUGGUUCUUGUGUAUGAUCUAUUGUAGUUCAGUUGCAUGGACGAUGUUCUUCACAAUUAACAACAUUUGGCUUUUUUAACCCUUUAAACCCUAGGAGUGAUUAGCAGCUAAUUUCUCCCAACAAUAUCACCCCUGAAUCACACAUUAACGUCAUAAGAAUAAAAAAAAUGAUCACCAGGGAAGGAACCUUCUGAUUGGCAAACAAAUUCACCUUGUCAACACCACCUUGGUAAAGCUAUAAAGAACAGUGUGGAGAAUAUUGAUACUGAUGUUAGCGUCUAAAAGGUUAAGAGAUAAUUAAAACAAAUAGAUUCCAUUUUGACGCAGUGCUUUACAAUAAUAGAUAACAGAAGAUGUCAAAAUGUGGGAAGAACAUCAGUGACACACUCAGCUGCACCUCAAGAGCCAUUUUUCUGUUCUCACUAUAUUUUGAAGUCAUCUGUGAUCUACUACAGAACAGAUGCACAGCAAUAAUUUAUGGAAUCUAUUUGUUAAUUGAUUCUUAAUAUCUACUUGCCAAGGCAAUGGUAUGAAAUUUUAACCAGGAGUGAAGUUUUGCUGAGGAUAACUCGCCAACAGUUUUGCUGACGCAUUUGAGGAAAUAAUUAUAUAAGGGGCUAAUUAAAGAAGCCAAAAAGGCCUUUAACCUUUUAAAUCCCAGAAUUGAUAAACAUGUAACUUUUCCCUCUGAUAUCCAUGUAUUGUCCUGCAAACAGGUCAUGAGAAUAAUCAAACUUAUCAGGUAGAGGUUGUUGUCUUGAUCUAACACCAAAUUCUCACAACUAAUUUACAUGGAAUUCUGCAGCAGCCAGAGGGGAGAAUUAACAAUCAGGCCCUGGGAUUGAAAAGGUUAAAAAGUCUUAUGGUCACAUUAGGAACUGCAUGUUGAUCUUGGUUUCCUUAAUUAAUAUUGAUGGAGCAUGCUAGAGUAUUUUCUAUGUAUAAUUUAGAAGCUGCAACAUCAUUUUGCCAUUUUUAAAUUUAGUUGGCACUACUAUUUUUUGAAGGAACCAUUUGAAAUCUCUAGUAACCCAUCCACACUGUAUAUCACAUUUUUCAUCAGGUCUGGUUCACCAGAUAGAUGCUCAAGAGUUGUCACAUUGUCAUCUGAGGCACACAUUCCAGGAAAAAUAAACUUUGAAGAUCUCCAGAGCAAGUAUGUACCUGUAUGUCAUGUUGUCACCUGUAUUCAGAUACAUUGCCCCACUGAUUUAAAGUGAAAUUCAGGAGGCUUGGUAAUACAGUAGACUGCCUUUUGCACUAGUCAGGAAAAGAAACCAUCCUUUGUUUGUGAACAAAGUAAACAGCAAAUCUCAGUUCCCUAUUAAAUAUAUGGAGGUUUAUGAGAGAUGGGGAAGAAUUUAGGGGGAGGGGAGGGGAGGCAGGGGGGAAAAAGGAGCACAAAGUAUGUGCAUGAAGCUGUAGUAGGGCUAGGCAGGGGUUAGGGGCUCAAAAUCAGAUGGUAAAUUACUAACAUUACUUUCUGUUUUUCCCCCACAGAUAUUAUUACUCACCCUAUUCAGGGUAUAGUCAAAGCAAGUUAGCAAAUAUUCUAUUCACUUAUGAACUUCAAAAACGCUUGGAAGAGAGAGAAAGCCCUGUAACAGCUAAUGCAGUGCAUCCAGGAGUAGUCAAUACUGAUUUGUUCCAGCAUAUUCCAUGGAUCAUGAGAAUGCCUCAGAAUGUAUUAGCUUAUUUUCUUUUUAAGGUAAGAUUUCGUUAGAAUAUUGAAAAAAUCUCUCCCUCAGAGGCCUACUUAGGGUCACCAGAUCUUAAUAUUGCCGAUCUGAUCGCAGGUCUGUGCUGCCUACUCAGUUUCAAAACACACAGACUCAAGCAUGGUUAAGACAUAGUACAAGACAAUAGUUAAGACAAUAACUUGCAGGUUUACCAAGCUGUAGUUACCAUUUCUUCCAGACUCCUCAGCAAGGGGCAGAAAACAGUAUUUACGUUGCGUUAUCUCCAGAAUUAGAAAGCAAGGGAGGUAAAUAUUUCGUCAACUGUCAAUCAACACAAUCUUCAGAUGAGUCAUACAGUGAAGAUGUUCAGAGGAGACUUUGGAAAGCGAGCUGUGAGCUUACCGGCAUACCUGAAUGAAACAAUUGACCAUCUAACAAAAUAUUUUUAGAUUAACUGUGCAAAAGGGCAGUUUUCCUUUUUUUUUCCCGAAAAAUAACACAAAAACAUUAUUUUCUUCCAGAUUAAGAUCAAACUAAUGCAAAAUACGUAUAUUUAUGAAUUUUAUCACAUAAAAAAAUAUUAGAGUCAGACAGUUAUUAUUGUGUUAGAGUUGUGUCAGUGGUAGAACACUUGCGGCUGCGGCAGCAAAGAAAUACUACAAGUGAAAAAGCGGGAAAACCAAACGCUAUAGUGAAGCGGUAACACCACUUCAGUUGUUGAAUAUAUGUAACGCUAGCCAGACACAGCUGGUGUUAGAGUGCACUAACACUGGCCAGUCAAGUUUAUCGAAAUCUGAUUGGGACAAGUAAUGA